UUAGAUUCAAAUUUGCAGUAAUACACACAGUUUAGUGGAUUUGGCAAUGAAACCGAAUUUUAACUCUGCCACACAUAGCUUGGCAUUGUUUAUUGUGCACUUUUUGCUGACAGCAAGUGCUGAAGAUCGAUGAUUUGAUUAACUUGGGCCAUUGUUGUGCUUGUUAACUUUUAUGACUAUGUUUCUACUACUUAGCGACCAAUUGUUUUAUUAACAACGUGUGCUAUAAUGAUGGGGAUGAUGAUCCUGAAGAUACUUGCAAAGAGUGUGAAAGUUCGAGCAGCACUACAGAGUUUACCCUCAAAGAGAACGUCUGCAAUGUAAACGGUGUUUGCUACGGUGAAGGAGAAGGAAUACCCGGCAUUGACUGUAAAAUGUGUCAACAGAAUAUUUCGACAACAGAGCUUACUCCCCUGGAUGGCAAAUGUUUUAUCAACGGAACGUGUUACAAUGAUGGGCAGAUUGAUCCCGAUUUCUCCUGCAGAGUUUGCAACAGUGUGCAUGAGAAAACUGAGUUUAGUCUCAUAGCCAACAAAUGCUUUGUCAAUGACAUUUGCUACAAUGAAGGAGAUGAAGAUCCAAAUGACCCCUGCCAGACAUGUGCCAGUGAAAGCAGUACGACUAGUUUCUCUCUCUUCCAGUGCUCUAUUGAUGGCGGGUGCCACGCUGAUGGGGAGAAUAAUCCUAACAACGUCUGUGAGCAGUGUGAUGUCAGUGUGAGCAUGUCGGAGUGGUCACCCAUUCGCUACGAGAAGAAAAAUGGUGGGACCACGGCUUGUGGGGAUUUCUGUAGCUUUGUCCAAAACCAGGCACCUGAUCUCUUCCCAGUUGUUUGCUCCUACCCGGGUUUUGUAACGGCGCAGAACUUCAACAAUAUGUGUCAGUGGAAGGAUCCGUCGUCUCUGAACUGCCCAGCGGGAGGAAUAACGCUGACCAGGUACAAGGCUAUGUGUAGCCACAACACCGCUACCGAGGCUUCUAAAGACCCAGUGGUUUGUCCUUAGCAGACAGUGUACAGCCAUCGACACCAUUCCGGGCGACGACACUUACAAGAUUAAUAAACCGAC
Messenger RNA from Liolophura sinensis, 1067 nucleotides. RefSeq lists its product as uncharacterized. Bases 375 to 1004 code for a protein of 209 amino acids. The record is from RefSeq and is a predicted model, not a curated record. The transcript is spliced from 6 exons. Lineage: Eukaryota; Metazoa; Mollusca; Polyplacophora; Chitonida; Chitonidae.